AUGCAACCGCCACGUCAGCAUUCGCGGGUCAACCUCACCGAGUUGAAAGCUCAGAUAGCGAAGAAAGUAGGGGCCGGCGGGUCCAAGCAAUACUUUUAUUACCUGAACAGAUUCUUGAGUUUAAAGUUGAAUAAAUCUGAUUUCGACGAUCUCUGUCUUAAAAUCCUGGGACGGGAGAAUAUUCCUCUUCACAAUCAGCUCAUUCGCUCGAUACUAAUAAAUGCUACCACCUCAAAAACCCCACCACCAGCAACGAAGGACGCCGUUUCAAAACCCGGGAUUUGCACUAGCGGUAAAGAUAGCGAUAAUAAUCACAUUCCAAACGGGUCCCACCAUGCGAAUACAGCUCAGCCCUCAAGUUUCGCAAAUGGAGGUGACAUGCUGCUGCCGAUUUCACCCAAGAAGGCCCGAACGGGCUUACGUGAACGUAAAAGUGGGGACCGCAAAAGCACACUUGGGUUCAACGGGAAAACUAACUUUGCUCCUCAGCCUCCCAACGAUUUUAAUGCAGUGCCCGAAAAUUUGUCAGUCUUGAGAAGGUGUACGGGCGCAAAUAGAAGCUUAAAUUUGGAAGACGAGAAGGAGACUUCUUCUUUGCCCACGAGUCCUAUCCGGGCCCCGCUUGGGGUUCCAUUUUGUUCGGUUAGUGCUGGUGGGGCUGCCCGUCGGGCAGCAGGGGGCAGCAGUGGUGGAUAUAUGGGCUCGUUUUUCAGUGAUGGAAUUUUGUCGGAUAGCGUGAGUUUGAGGGAACGUAUGGAGCAUAUUGCUUUGGGAAACGGCCUUGAAGGAGUGUCUUUAGAUUCUGCCGACUUAUUGAAUCGCGGUUUGAAUCUUUACAUGAAGCGGUUGAUUAGUUCGUGCAUCGAGCUCGUGGGCUCAAGGCAAGGACAUGAGGUAACCCAGAAUAAGCAACAUGGAUAUCCAAAGCCCGUUAAUGGUGUAAGGCCGGGGUAUAAAAAUCUGGUGCAUAGUAGUGGGAAGCUCUCGGAAGUUCAAGAACAAAGAAAUCAUUGUCCAAUUUCUUUACGGGACUUUAGGGUUGCUAUGGAAAUGGAUCCACGGAAUCUCGGCGAGGAUUGGCCAUUGUUGAUGGAGAAAAUAUGUGUAAAGUCAUUCGAAGAAUAA
Messenger RNA from Striga hermonthica, 1125 nucleotides. The record is from the annotation of a GenBank genome assembly. NCBI's taxonomy places the organism in Eukaryota, Viridiplantae, Streptophyta, Magnoliopsida, Lamiales, Orobanchaceae.